AUGGACUAUCAUCUCGAUGCCUCCAGCCUGAUAUGCCUAUUCAAAAUGGUUGCAGCCAUCAACUCAGCAAUGCAAACGGUUGUAUAUUAUAUCACCGAGGAGAAGCUCCUGGAAAGUCUUGUUUACCGUCCCGCUCAGGUGCGAUUGUUUAAAAAGUUCUUCGGAUAUCCGGCGGAGAAGCUAGAUGAGCUGCGGGCCAGAUUCUCGGUCAUCCUUAUUAUUAGCCACUUCAGCAUGGGAAGGGUGCGAGCCAAUGUGCCAAACAUCAUUGAGGUGGCAGGCGUGCAUCUGAGCGAGCCCCCAGAGCCUUGUGGUGCGGAACUACAGAAAUAUUUGGACGAGGCGGAGCACGGCGCCAUCUACUUCUCAAUGGGCCAGGAUAUUCUGAUGAAAUAUCUGCCGGAAAAUAUGCUGGGACUUCCACUGUUCUUCGACCAGUUCAAUAAUAUACAUCGAGUGCAGUUAGCCGGAAUGGCUAAGGUAUUGGACCCCAACGACUUGAACGCAGACACACUCAUCGAAACUAUUAACGAGCUUCUUGAAAAUCCUAGCUAUGCUGAGAGAGCUAAAGCAAUGGCAUUGUCUUUCAGGGAUAGGCCAAUGAGUCCUCUGGACACUGCACUCUGGUGGACGGAGUACGCUCUACGGAAUCGGGAUACUUCCCAUAUGCGUCUCAAUGUGGAGGAGAUUCCUCUAAUGCGAUACUACAGACUCGACAGCAUACUAACCUUUGGAGUUCGCCUUGGUUGCGUCUGUGCAUCGCUGAUCUUUCUGGGCUGGAGAUUGUACCAGAAGAAUCGCAAUAGGCACAGAAGACUUCAGGAAAGGGAAAGAGUGCUUGCGCAGAUACAAUUGCGCAUGAGCGAUAAUGAGUAG
This is a messenger RNA of Drosophila sechellia, 876 nucleotides long. RefSeq names its product 2-hydroxyacylsphingosine 1-beta-galactosyltransferase. The record is from RefSeq and is a predicted model, not a curated record. The transcript has 2 exons. The coding region runs from base 1 to 876 and encodes 291 amino acids. Gene Ontology annotation, molecular function: UDP-glycosyltransferase activity. NCBI's taxonomy places the organism in Eukaryota, Metazoa, Arthropoda, Insecta, Diptera, Drosophilidae.